GCGCGGCAUAACGCGAGCAUGCGCACUGAGCGCUGCGCGCACGCCGCUGAUUGGCUAAACAAUGGCAUUAUCUGCGUGAGGGGGGAUGCGUUGUCCUCGGUUGGUGUGGCACUGUCCGAAAAAAAUAAACCACAGUUACACGUGGUGAGCACUUGGGAAUGAUAAACUGAACACGUUAAGCAAGCGACCUGAGCAUGCAUUUGUUUGGGAAUUUAUUCAAGAAGGCAGGAUCUUAAAAGGCUGAUUGACACAGCAAGCAGGUGUGUCCAGCUGCACACUGACAUCAUACAGGAAUCUUGCUGAGUCCAUAGUCAUGAGUGAAGGAGCAUCUGGAGACAUCACUGGCUUGGAGCUGGAGGGAGUGAUUGGGACAGAGGAGACCCCAGUGAACACCCUUCAGAGAUCAGCAGAGGAAGAGGGAACCACCACUCGGAGGAAGAAGAAGAAGAAAAAGAAAGAGAUCAUCUACCGCUCUGACCUGGAUGAUGAUGAUGAUGCUGGGGAGGGGACCUCUGCGAAUGUGGAUGGAACCUUCAGUCCUCCACAUGAUGAAGAAGAAGAGGAUAUCCCUCCUGACAGCCGUUUCGUGACCCUGACUGGCACCAUCACGCGAGGAAAGCGGAAAGGCCAAAUGGUGGACAUCUAUAUGACCCUUACCGACAAAGAGCUGAGAGACAUGGCACGCUCCAAAGAGCGUCUAGAUGCAGAAUGCGAUGGGAUCGCGGAAGCCAAGCAAAAACCCUGUGCGCUGGGGGUCAGCCAGGGCCCUCAUGUUCUUCUCUGGAGCCUUUCCUGCUCCCCGUUCAUUUUCCUUCUCUCCUUCAUCACGUCGUUUUACUACGGAACGCUCACCUGGUACAACGUCUUCCUGGUUUACAAUGAGGAGCGCAGCUUUCUGCACAAGAUCACCGUGUGUCCCUUGCUCAUUCUGUUAUAUCCGGUUCUGAUCAUGGCGUUGUGUGUUUGUAUGGGGGUGUACGUCGCCGUGACCCAGCUCUCCUGGGUGUUUGGAGAAUGGUGGCUGGCGGUGAGGGACCUGGAGAAGGGCUUCUGUGGGUGGAUGUGUGGGAAGCUGGGGUUGGAGGACUGUGCCCCGUACAAUGUGGUUGAGCUUCUGGACUCUGACACACUCUCCGGGACCCUCCAGGGGAAGAGGAUGGAUGAUGUUGAACACACUUCUACUUUGUGAACGCAAAAACAUGGAAUAACGUUCUGGGUUUAGGUGUUUCAACAGCAUCUGUAGCAUGCUGUCGAUUUCCACAAAGAUUAUGUUGACUUGUCGAUCAGAAAAUGUAAACUGAAGAAUAAGUCAAAAUAAUUUUCGAUCCUGAGCAUUCAUUUUAAGGGAUAGUUCAUCCCAAAAUUAAAAUUCAUUUAUUAUUUUCUCACCCACAUAAUGUUACAAAACUGUAUGACUUUUCUUUCUUCUGUGGAAUAUAAAAGAAGAUAUUUUGAAAGAACCAAACCAUUUUGUUCCUAUUGACAGAAAUAAAUGUUUUAUGUUGCACAGAAGAAAGUCAUACAAUUUUGGAACAGCAUGAGGGUGAUAAAAUGAUGACAGUUUUCAUUUUGGAAUGAGCUUUAAGACAAGUCUUCAUUUUGCACAUUUUUAUUGAUUUGUACGUUUCAUUGAUUUUACAAAAUCAAUGAAAUACAGGGCAAAGUUACUCUUAAGAAUUCAGCACAUUAUCUUUCCAUAUCAAAUGUAAGGAAUGAUGGAUUUUGAGGUUUUAAUGCUAUACAAAUUAAUGCCAAAAACAAAUUUUGCUGAUGCAGAACAUAAAUCAAACUAUUUUUAAAGGGUUAGUUCACCCAAAAAUGAAAAUAAUGUCAUUAAUGACUCACCCUCAUGUCGUUCCACACCCGUAAGUCCUUCGUUCAUC
Molecule: messenger RNA, 1883 nt
Organism: Megalobrama amblycephala (Wuchang bream)
Lineage: Eukaryota; Metazoa; Chordata; Actinopteri; Cypriniformes; Xenocyprididae
Gene: tmem169a
Product: transmembrane protein 169a
Exons: 3
Coding region: 314-1189 (291 amino acids)
Source: RefSeq, a predicted model, not a curated record